CUUCGGAAUCCCUCGGGAGUUUCCCAGGCACUCUCAUUUAUUUCCCCACAUUGUGAUUUGCACGUAACUCUGUACAAACGUGCAGACUGUUCCUUCAGCGAACAUCCAUUUGGUCUAGCGCGCAGUAUAGUAUUCAAAUGACCACAAGCAUCGCUGACGCAGUUUCUCGUUUUCAGUGUUCACCUGCGUUUAAAGCGCUUGAUUACACCCGGGUCGGUGCUUCAAUCAGAUGCAUCGCAGCAAGAAAACAAUGUGCCGUAUUUCACGCUAAGCGCAGUUUCAUUCGAAACAGCAGAGCAGUUACUUGCGCGGUUCAAGAAAAUAAAACUCCGUUUGAUAUCGAGCAAAGUGCCGAUGAUCGCAUGGAAAAAUCGGUUGACUCGAUAAGAAACAAUUUGAACACUGUGCGAACUGGGCGGGCAAAUGCAGCCAUCUUGGACCGCAUCGAAGUGGAGUAUUAUGGUUCAGUAACACCAUUGAAGUCCCUUGCGAACAUCACUACACCCGAUGCUCAGACCAUCAUCAUCCAGCCCUUCGAUAAAAAUAUAAUUGAUGAUGUAGAGAAGGCCAUUAUGUCGAGUGACUUGGACCUCAUGCCAGGAAACGAUGGUAACUGCAUUCGCCUCAAUAUUCCUCCACUUACAGCUGAGCGUAGACGAGACCUGGCCAAACUUGUGUCUAAGCUUGGUGAGGACGGCAAGGUCGCGCUCCGAAAUGUUCGACGUGAUACGUUAAGAAGUAUCGGAAAGCUAAAGGGAUACUCUGAAGAUGAAAUCAAGUCUCUUGAAAAUAAUGUCGAGAAAAUGACUUUGAAGCACACAACAGACGUAGAUGAGGUGGUUCGAAAAAAAGAGGAUGAAAUUUCAAAAGUUUGAACGUGCGACGGACAUGAUUGAUUAAAUACACGAAUGCGAACACUAUUAUCCACCGAAACAUGUCUUCUGAACGGAACAGCGACUUCCAUGCCACGUACAUUACAGUAGACUACCAAUGCAGACUACCUCUUGAGACAUCUGAUAGAAUGCACGCCAACACCUUCUUGUUUUCGGCAUGUCACUGCAGGCAUAUUGGAACCGUGAAGGGCAUUUCCUCUAGUCCAAGUUUGGGCACAAGAAUAGAUUUAUGAGAUGGGAUUUCUGCGACAUCUGUCCAACGAACUUCUAUUCGCCUCCUCGAAACUUCAGCAAGCAGUCCGUUCAGUGCUUUGUUACUACCAAGAGCCUGAGAAACGGCAGUUCUCAAGUCUCUCACACAGCCCUCUUCGAUGACACUGAUAGCUAACUGCGUGGCCGCAUGCACCGCUGAUACGGAACCGACUAUAUCACAGAAUCCGGAGUUGCGUUUAACGCGCAAGUUCGCCCCCGAUUUCCCGAUCAACUCCUGAAUUUUAGACCCACCCUUACCUACGACGCGUGAAGCGUGCAACCCGCAAUUCAAGGAUAUCCCAAAUAGACCGGAAUCAUUCAUUACCGGAUCUGACAUAGUUAUUCUGAAAGGCGCUAGGCCUACAUGCAACAAACGAUUGUGGUCAUUGCAAUCGGCCAUUUUUCGAUCCGUGGAGACGCCUUCACAGCAGAGCAGCAAGUCAUAGUUUUACUAACUACGGAAAUACGAAAGUACUUUCGUACUUUCGUACAUCCUUCGAAGGUGCGAAGAUAGAAUAUUAUCUAUUUCCGGAAGUACGUACGCGCUACGUGUACUACAGUAGCCUUACUAGUAGCUACCUUCGUAGCUACGAAGUUACUUUCGUACGAAAAUACGAAAGUACCUUCGAAGAUAGAAUACCUCAAGGUACAAUUUACUUCCGGAAGUAUUCUAUUUCCGUACUUCCGAUGGAUAGUAGAUAGAGCUGAAUAAAUCAAA
This is a messenger RNA of Micromonas pusilla CCMP1545, 1863 nucleotides long. RefSeq names its product ribosomal recycling factor, chloroplast precursor (gene RRF). The transcript has 3 exons. The record is from RefSeq and is a predicted model, not a curated record. NCBI's taxonomy places the organism in Eukaryota, Viridiplantae, Chlorophyta, Mamiellophyceae, Mamiellales, Mamiellaceae. Bases 138 to 875 code for a protein of 245 amino acids. Gene Ontology annotation, molecular function: ribosomal large subunit binding. Gene Ontology annotation, biological process: translation.